Molecule: messenger RNA, 2259 nt
Organism: Baudoinia panamericana UAMH 10762
Lineage: Eukaryota; Fungi; Ascomycota; Dothideomycetes; Mycosphaerellales; Teratosphaeriaceae
Exons: 5
Coding region: 1-2259 (752 amino acids)
Cellular component (GO): membrane; microtubule; cytoplasm
Molecular function (GO): GTPase activity; GTP binding; microtubule binding
Source: RefSeq, a predicted model, not a curated record
AUGACCGACGACAAAGCUGGCGCUACGGGCGGCGAGCUCACCGGACUGCAGUCGUCGAAGUCAAUUCACAGACUCAGACAGAUCUCAAAUCUACGUGCCCAUGGCAUCAGCGACAAUAUAGACUUGCCCCAGCUGGUAGUCUGCGGUGACCAGUCUGCCGGCAAGAGUUCGGUGCUGGAAGGCGUGACGGGAAUCCCAUUUCCGCGUGAUGAGGGAGUUUGCACAAAAUUUGCGACCGAAGUCAUUCUAGAGCAUGCUGAAGGCGCCCUCCUCGUCACUGCUACCAUCAUACCGCACAGCCUACGUGACGACAAGGAUAAAUUAAAGCUCCAGGCUUUUCACCGUACCAUCAAAGGCUUCGAUGACCUUCCCGAUGUCAUUGCAAAGGCUGGUACCCUCAUGGGCCUUCGUGGCUACGGCGAUAAUGACACUGGCCCGUCCUUCACUGAAGAUGUGCUCCGCAUCAAAGUCAUUGGUCCAUCUGGACUUCACCUAAGCAUCGUAGACUUGCCGGGCAUCAUAUCCGUCGCCAGCGAGGAGCAAACUGAAGCCGAUGUUGAGACAGUCCAGAGGAUGGUGGACUCAUACGUCGCAAAGCCACGCAUUAUCAUCCUCGCGGUCGUUCAAGCAAGCAAUGAUAUCGCCAACCAGAGUAUCAUUAAGAAGUCCAAGCAGUACGACGUCGUUGGACAGCGCACAGUCGGCAUCAUCACCAAGCCGGACCUCAUCAAUAUCGGCGCUGAGAGGAGGAUCGCCGCGCUUGCCAAGAACCAAGAUACGACCAAGCUCCAGCUCGGCUUCUACAUGCUCAAAAACCCGACACCAAAGGAGCGCGAAGGCGGCAUUACUCAACCUCAACGCGCCGAGAACGAGCUGCGCUACUUCCGAGCGUCUCCGUGGGCAGAGCAAAAGCUAGACUACAGUCGUGUCGGCAUCGACAGGCUGAAGCUUGCCAUGCAAUCACUGUUGGAGCAGCAUAUCGAGAAGGAGCUGCCUAAGGUCAAAGAAGAGAUCAGGGCUGCGAUUAGGGAUGCCGAAAGCCGUAUCAGCUCGUUACCGCCAGAGCGACCGACGACGGCUCAUAUCCGUUUCUUCCUUUCGGACAUAGCGAUGCAGUUUCACAGUCUCGCUAAUGCAGCUCUGGGUGGCGACUACCAUACAAGUUCAGCACCGUUCUUCGCGAACGACACCCCGGGAGCGGAAAUCCCCGCAUCAAGACUCCGCGCUGUAGUUCACGACCUCAACACGAAGUUCGCAGACCGCAUGAGGAAAUAUGGUGAAACGGUGAAAAUCGACAACACGCGAUAUGUUACGAACUCACCAAGCGCACGACCAUCCAAGCGCAGCAAGCUGUCCACGGCCCAAGCGUCGGAUGGGCCGCCUGUAUUGCCGAUGGACUCGCGGAAGACCCUCGAUCUGGAGGAUGUAUCUGGUGAAACCGAGUUCGUUUCAGAAAACGGCCAGCGAGUCGUCAACGAAGCUGGUCUGCGCGACUGGGUGAAGAAGGUGUAUCUUACAUCUCGCGGUCGCGAGCUUCCUGGUCACACCAACCACGCACUCGGCACUGAGCUUUUUCACCAGCAGUCGAAACGUUGGCUGCCUUUCGCUACCGAGCACGUCGAGCGUGUCUACGGUUACGUGGUCACCUUCGUCGGCAAAGCAAUCAAGUAUCUGAAAGUAGAAGGGCACGUAAUGGCCGAGAUCAAGGAAAUUAUCGACAUUGCUCUGGACAAGAGCAAGUCAGCAGCUGAGGAGGAACUAACGCGCCUGUGGGCUGACGAGGAGCAACAACAGCCAAUCACAUACAACCACUAUUACACCGACAAUGUGCAAAAGUCACGCUCCAAACGGAACCGUGCUUCGAAGAAGAAAUUAUUAGGAGGAUUCGAAGGAGGCGCUGAUGAUGUGGUCGAACCGGCCGCAAUUACUGACGGCAUGGACGACGAAACUCUGAGCGCCGGCUCCCAGGAUAUCCAGGUCGAUAUGGUGGAGCAGGCCUGCAGUCAAGCUUUAGAUGAGUUGGACUCUUACUACAAGACCGCACGGAAGACUUUCGUCGACAAUGUCUGCAAGCAGGUCAUCGAGCGCCACCUUCUGCGGCACCUGCCAGCAGCCUUCUCACCACAGAGCGUCGCCAUGUACAGCGAUGAGGAGCUUCAGCGGAUCGCAGGAGAAAAGUCGGACAUCGUGGAAACAAGGAAGCAGUUGCAGGAGCAGCUUGUAUCGCUGAACGCUGCGCUGGCUGAGCUGCGGAAGUAG